Messenger RNA from Grammomys surdaster, 9351 nucleotides. RefSeq names its product nuclear factor I A (gene Nfia). The coding region runs from base 271 to 1800 and encodes 509 amino acids. Gene Ontology annotation, cellular component: nucleus. NCBI's taxonomy places the organism in Eukaryota, Metazoa, Chordata, Mammalia, Rodentia, Muridae. Gene Ontology annotation, biological process: regulation of transcription by RNA polymerase II. The record is from RefSeq and is a predicted model, not a curated record. Gene Ontology annotation, molecular function: RNA polymerase II cis-regulatory region sequence-specific DNA binding; DNA-binding transcription factor activity, RNA polymerase II-specific. The transcript has 11 exons.
GCCUUUAACGCCCGCGUACAGUAGACAGUAUAGUGGAGUGUAGGGAAACUCUAGGCGGGGUUAAAGUUCAGCGCGUGGAGCGGCAAGAGCGCUGGCUGCUGCAGUUGAGCCGAGUUGGAAAUGUGAACGCAAGAAGCAGGCUUGAUUUUUUUUUCCUCCCCCCCCAUCUCCUAGCUCUCUCCUCUCUCUCUCUCUCCCUCUCGCACCCACACUCACGCACACCUCCAGCCCGCACACAGACGUGCACGCACCCCCCGCCGCCCGGCAGUUAUGUAUUCUCCGCUCUGUCUCACCCAGGAUGAGUUUCAUCCUUUCAUUGAAGCACUUCUGCCCCAUGUCCGCGCCUUCGCCUACACAUGGUUCAACCUGCAGGCCCGAAAGCGAAAAUACUUCAAAAAACAUGAGAAGCGCAUGUCGAAAGAAGAGGAGAGGGCCGUGAAGGAUGAACUGCUAAGUGAGAAGCCUGAGGUCAAGCAGAAGUGGGCUUCCCGACUUCUGGCCAAGUUACGGAAAGAUAUCCGACCCGAGUACCGAGAGGAUUUUGUUCUUACAGUUACAGGGAAAAAACCUCCAUGCUGUGUUCUUUCCAACCCAGACCAGAAAGGCAAGAUGCGGAGAAUUGACUGCCUCCGCCAAGCAGAUAAAGUAUGGAGGUUGGACCUCGUCAUGGUGAUCUUGUUCAAAGGUAUUCCGCUGGAAAGUACUGAUGGCGAGCGCCUUGUAAAGUCUCCACAGUGCUCUAAUCCAGGGCUCUGUGUCCAGCCCCAUCACAUAGGGGUUUCUGUAAAGGAACUCGAUUUAUAUUUGGCAUACUUUGUACAUGCAGCAGAUUCAAGUCAAUCUGAAAGUCCCAGCCAGCCAAGUGACGCUGACAUUAAGGACCAGCCAGAAAAUGGACAUUUGGGCUUCCAGGACAGCUUUGUCACAUCAGGUGUUUUCAGUGUGACUGAGCUAGUAAGAGUGUCACAAACACCAAUAGCUGCAGGAACCGGCCCCAAUUUUUCUCUCUCUGAUUUGGAAAGUUCUUCAUACUACAGCAUGAGUCCAGGAGCAAUGAGGAGGUCUCUACCCAGUACAUCCUCUACCAGCUCUACGAAGCGCCUCAAGUCUGUGGAGGAUGAAAUGGAUAGUCCUGGUGAAGAACCAUUUUACACAGGCCAAGGGCGCUCCCCAGGGAGUGGCAGUCAGUCCAGCGGAUGGCAUGAAGUAGAGCCAGGCAUGCCUUCUCCAACCACACUGAAGAAGUCUGAGAAGUCUGGUUUCAGCAGCCCCUCCCCUUCGCAGACCUCCUCCCUGGGAACAGCAUUCACACAGCAUCACCGACCUGUCAUUACAGGACCCAGAGCAAGUCCGCAUGCGACGCCAUCCACUCUCCACUUUCCAACUUCACCCAUCAUCCAGCAGCCUGGGCCUUACUUCUCACACCCAGCCAUCCGUUACCACCCUCAGGAGACGCUGAAAGAGUUUGUCCAACUUGUCUGCCCUGAUGCUGGCCAGCAAGCUGGACAGGUGGGGUUCCUCAAUCCCAAUGGAAGCAGUCAAGGCAAGGUGCACAACCCAUUCCUCCCCACCCCAAUGUUGCCGCCGCCACCGCCACCACCGAUGGCCAGGCCUGUGCCUCUGCCCAUGCCAGACACCAAGCCUCCAACCACAUCAACAGAAGGAGGUGCAGCCUCCCCCACCUCACCGACCUACUCGACACCCAGCACCUCCCCCGCAAACCGAUUCGUCAGUGUUGGACCACGGGAUCCAAGCUUUGUAAAUAUCCCUCAACAGACACAGUCCUGGUACCUGGGAUAAAAGUUGCAGCGUCCCACCAUCCUCCAGACAGACCACCUGACCCCUUCUCAACUCUGUAACAUGGACGCAACCUCAACCCGGCGCAGUUACAACUUCACUGUCAGUGGAAGGGGAGAGAAACCAACUCGAAUCAACUUGUACAUGGAAACAGCAAGCAACGUGGUCAAACAGCAAAGGCCAUAACUUUUCGGGAUUCUUUUUUCUUUCUUUUUUUUUUUUUAAUACUUUAGGGACUGUCGUAAUUUCUCAUAUGGUGCUGGAAAUGGCUGGGCUGUGUGACAUUCGAAGUGUUUCAGUGGUGGUGUGAGCAGUAGCUGACAUGGCUGGUAGAGGAGGAGCCUUGCUCACGGACUUCCUGUUGUAACACUUAUGAGCCUGGCCUUUUCACAGUAUUUCAUGAAUUUGCCCAUGCAGGUGUGUGACCCUCCCUGAGCAUUUGGAGACACCUGAAGAAUGAAAUCUUUUGUAGUAGCUGAGAUCUGUGAUCUGUAACUUACAGGACACUCAAAAGGGCAAUGUUUUUGGGUUUUUUUUUUCUGUAACAUAUUAGAAAAAGAAAAUGCAGUUAAGUUGAUCUUUCUUUUAGUUUGGUUUGGUUCAGCAGUCAGCAGUUGCAUACAUAACACAACCCGCAAGGACAGUGAAUCCACUCCUGUUGCAGAACAAUUCCAAAAAGACGGCAAAGACUACUACUAUCAGUUUGAUUUUUUUUUUGUUUUGUUUUGAAAUGCUGCACUUACAUUUAAAAACAAACAUUUUUCAACAAUUUCAACAAUGACACAAAAAUUCACAUGGAAAUGGGGAAGAUGGUCUGUUUUGACAGAAACUGACAGGAAUCAGAACAAUCGAAUUUUGAAUUGAGUGAAGUGCAAUUUCAUUGGAUAGCUAAGUAUCUUUGUAAGAUAGAGAUUGUUGAAAAUUCUAUUUUUGUUUUUCAAGUCCUCCACCCCAGGACUCUAAAUUAUUGGGGUAAAAAACAGCCUUGCAAGAAAAAGGGGAGCUAUUUUUGCUUUUUAUGUUUUUUAUUGUUAAACUUGUAUCCCUUUAAAAAAAAACGAAGGAAAAUUAAAAAAAACAAAAAAACAAAAAAAAUUACAAAUCUAAUGGUGCUUUUACCACAAUAUGUUAACUACAUUAAAUGCUAAUUAAUUAUUUUCUGUUAUCAAAGCACAUAACUCAAAUGAAAUCAUGGUAUCUGUUAAUUUUAUAAGCUAGAAAUCACUAUAAUGAAUUAUGCCAAUUCUGGAAAAUUUUACACAUGUAUGACAACACCAGAUCUAUCGGUUCUCAAACGCCUCAUUGUACCAGACAUUGUCCAGAACUUUCAAAGACCCUUUGCAAACCCUGAACUGGGCUACGGGAAAAUAAUACGAACACUGAUAAGGACACAACUGUGUGUGCCCAUUCAGAUCAAAGUACUUGUUAGGGAAAACAAAAAAACAAAAAACAAAAAAAAAAACCAACAAAAAAAAAGUUCACCCCCCCCCAGAUGUCUUGUAUCUUAUGUUUAAGGAAAAAAAAAAGGCAAAAAAAAAGACAAAAAAAAGGAAAAAAAAAGCAGAAACAAAUAAACAAACAAAAAAAAAUGCAAGUGAUUUUUCUACCAGACAGCGAAGCACCCCCUUGCUUCCCAUGCAACUUCUCGGUUUCCUAUACUAUACAUAUAUAUGUGUUCUGGUCGGCAGGGCCUGCGGACCAGAGGAAGUCUCUGCAUGUUCUAGUGUUAGUAACUAAUUUUUAUAUAGCUAAUGUAGGAUAAAGUAGAGUGCAUUAAGACAAUAUUGUAACCCACUCUAGGCACUUGCCUUUAAACUGUCUCAGCCCUUCAGAAGGGCUCAACUACUGUCCUAUACAAUCAAGUGACUGAAAUUCCUGGGAAGACACUUUGCUCCUCAUCUAAUCCCCUCCCCCACCCCCAAACGAUAUUGUUUUGUUUUUAUUUUUUUCCUUAAUUUGCACGAAAACAGAAAUUCCAUAUCAAUGUGCCUUGCCCUGGAUAGUGAUUAUUUGUGGAAUUGUUGCACAUGCUCCUCAAUUGAAGGGGUUUCCCUACUCAUGCAUUCGGAGACACUUUUUGUAAAUGUUAACUUUUAUGUCAGCCAUCGUCAGUUUCAACAUCUAGACCUAAAUAGAAAGUUAGCUGUUCCGCAGACAGGCGCAGUCUUGAUUGUCCUGUGUGGUCAGUGGCAGUGCUAUUCUGAGCUCUGUAGAUGCUUACAACGUCAGUAUUUGGAUGUCGCUGCAUUUUUUUUUUCAAUUUAUUUGGAGUCUUCCUUUAUCCCCAUCACCCCCCACCAGAUAUAUGAAAAUAUGCAAUACCUGCUUAUAUCAUGUAGAAAAGCUUAGCAAGUAUUAAUUUUUCUUCCUUCCUUUCUUUCUCUCUUUCUUUUCUUUCUUUCUUUCUUUCUUUUUUUUUUAUUUGACCAAAGUCAGUGCUGCACACGACGCAGUGGGUUUUAGGUGUCUGUCUUUGUAUUUUCUGUGGUUUUUGAUGCACGUGCGCAGGAAGGGCUCCUCUUAGAGAAGCAGCCAAACUGUGAAGCACUAAGCUGACCCUGCUUCAAGCAAUUUUGUUUUUACAACUGUUCCUUUCACAAGCAAGCCUUAAAAAAUAAAAAUUAAAAAAAAAGACAACUUCCUUUCUCCUCAGCCCCACACCCACUUUUCUUAGCAGACGGCAGUCAAUCCACACUCAAUAAAAAGUACAUAAUGCCCAUUUUUAUAUGCACGUUUUUAAACUUCCAAGUUCUGAAAAUUGUUUACUGGUUAUCUCUAUUUAAGGAAAAAAAAUAAAAUAAAACAUUUUGGAUUUUCAUAUGUGUCUGAUAAGUGGUUGUAUAGUCGUUUGGCGCUGUUGUAUGGUGUGAUUGUCAGUGUACGGUGUCACUUCUAUAGCCAGCAGCAGACUUUGCCUUCCCUAUAGCACUUAGCUGGGCAUUACUUUAUUAUGACAUAUGUGCACUAAAAAAAAAAAGAAAGAAAAAAAAGAAAGAAAAACUAGCAGCUUUCAGUGCUUCACAGUGAAGGGAAAAAGCCUAGACAAACAUUUUGUCAGAACCUUGCAAAAUGCCAAGGUAUUACCAGUAAAUUGGUUGUAUAUACAAUAAAAUUGCACCCUUUUUUUAAACAAAACAAACUAAGCAAUAGUUUGGGCAGUUCUAGUUGUUUUUAGUGAGCAUGUUGUAGUCUCGACUGCAAAGAGAGAGAAUAAAACUGCCCACUCAGAAGAUACAUAAUUUGUAUCGUUGUAUAGUUUUAUUGAGUACACUGAUUUAUUCUACCCUAUUUUAUAAUGCAGGACUUUUGUAAUGUUGUCUAAAUGAGGAAAAAUUUCUGUCGAAUUAGCCUAGUGAAAUUUCCGAUUGUUCAUUACGAAGGCAGCGUUCAGAACAUUGCUUCUUGUCUCUUUUGCACCUCCUUUGGGAACUGGAUUAAGUUUAAAACUUUCCCGUUUCCUUUUCGUUUGGUUGUUUUGGGUUUUUUAUUUUUAAGUAUUUAAAUGCAAUUAUUUUUCUGCCAAUGGUAUAGCAUAUUCCUACGCUUGAGAAGUGUAGGUCUACUGAAAAACCAUUGCAAAUGGACAUGACAGGUGUGCUGUACUUUUGAAGGUAUUUUGUUGUAUUAGGUUUAAUGAAGCUAAAAUAGGGAACUCUGAACAGAUUUACAGAAAAAAAAAUGUUUUUAAAGGCUCUCAAUUGUGGAGGCAGCACAGGGUGAUAGCAAACAAGGGUUAAGAAGUAAAUACACCGAGUUCUGUUCUGUUCAUGCUUCAUUGUCAUGUUUCAGCAGGAAACUAUAAUUCGGUUGUCAUCAAGCAGGAAAAGCUGAAAUACCGACCAAUGCAUUUUAGGUUAAGAGCUGAGCCAAGGUGCUUGAGGAAGACUUUGCUACAAGAGUGUAGAGACAGACAGUCCCAAGAGCUAGCAGCAUUCGAAGGCCCAGACUUGAUUCUGAGACAUGUUGGAUUUUUUUUCUCCCUCUCCCAUCAAAUGGCAUUAACGCAAUUGGGAAAGAUGGUCCCUCAAAUGACUCCCCCCAUUUUUGUCUCUGGGAACUGAAGUCAGAGGCACAAAGACUAACUCUCACCAUUUUCCAAUAAAUGUUCUCCCUUGGCCCCUUUCCUGGCCACCACAAAGCUCCUUUUCUAAACUGUCCUGGGCAGAAGUCUUCUCUGGUGCCAUUCUUCCUAUCCUCCAGCCCUUCUCUUCCCAAUAAGGUUAUGUCUCUUCACUGCCUGGCAUGACAUCUCUAAGCUCACUCCCCACACAGGGCCACCACCACCCAGAAGGGCUCCCACAGGCCCUCCAGCCUCAAUUCUCCAAGCCUCCUUCCCUUUUCCUUUCCCAACAGUCCAAGAGCGCAGGAUCCAAAUUUCUAGUCACGCUGUGCUAUAUUCAGUCAGCCCACAAGAAUAUGCAAACUCUAUCUCAAAAAUAUUGUCUUUUACCUUCCCAAAUCUUUAUCCUCGUGUGCUUCAACCUUUGUAGCAACAAUAUUAUGAGGUAUUUGCAAAGGAAAACAUUUUCUCUGGUGAUUUGUUUUUUGUUGUUGUUACUGUUGUUGGGUUGGGGUUUUUUUUGUUUGUUUGUUUGUUUUGGUUUUGUUUUGAUGAGGAAUGGUCUUUAAGACUGUCAUUUGAUAUUUUUUAUAUCAGAGUUUAUCCCAUAGUCCCCAUCACUCCCUCCUUCCCUCCCUGUCUCCUUCUCUCUUUCUCCCUGUCUGUCUGUGUCUCUCUGGUUUUUCUUUGCUUCUUUUUCCCCUUCUGGUUUCUGGUAGCAGGCCUCCAUUGAACUGUUGUAAAACACAGGAAGUGUGGUCAGUAAGGAGAGUUUUGGUGGUGCCUCCCAGCCUACCCGCCAGACCAUCCUAGACACUCCCAGAGGCUGCUCGUCCCUCGGGCAUGGCUUUCACUUACAGUGGCUUUGGAGGCCAUUUUGUCUUGAAGUCAAUGCAUGCUCUUGCUGUUCGACAGUAACCUACUCUGCCUUCUCCACAUCCAAGGCUGUGCAUUCGUCCAAUUAGUGUCAUGAAUGUUUCCCCUUUAUUUUUUCCAAUAAAAAAAGCAGUGGGAUGAAAAUUGCUUUGAUAUAUAGCAGGUAUAUUGAAGCUAUUCCAUAGCACUUAACUGUAGUGAAUACUGUGUCACCAGUUCUGAAAUCAAUUUAAUGUUUAAUGCAAAUCCAUUACAUGGUGCUAUUACAGGCUGACAAAAUGAUUCACACAAAUGUGACAACUCGGGCUCAGUUCACUCUGCUUCCCAACAGUGUAAAUGCAUAGCAGUGUUUAUCUGCAUGAGAACUAUGCACUAAUCUAUCUGAAGAAAAAAAAAAACACUAUAUCAACUUUGGUAUCUACUUUCCGUUUACUUCAAUCCUUGCCUUUUUGGUCAUUGUUAUAAUGCCAGCUUUAGGACAGAAAGAAUUAUAAGAAAACCAGCAUAAUACCUGAUAUAUUAAAAUGUAGUGCCUGUGAAACCUGUAUUAUACUGCUCUUCUGAAGUAAGAUUUUUCUACACCGGUAGCCUUCGCUGUCUGUCAGUCAGGACCUCUGGUAUAGGUGAUGUAAAAUAACCGUACAAUAUUAUGCAUGCUAUCCCAUAAUGCUUAGUGACUGUAUGAUAUUACUCAGAGUUCUGUUAAACUUUUUUUUCUGCCUCAGUUCUUAUCAGCUAGGUUUGAGGUAUUUCACUGAGAACGUGAACUCGGUCUUCCUUCCGGCUGUCUUCAGGAUCUUGGAGGUGUACACUUACUUAAAUUCAGUAUUACUUGUAUUUGUUUUCAUUUUUUGUUUUGUUUUUUUUGUUUUGUUUUGUUUUUGUUUUCUUUUGUUUCUCCUAAGGGACAAGCAUGGGUGUUUGAUUUCAGAAAUCAGUAUCUGAUGAGAUUUUUGUCUCAAAACUACCAUUUGAACUUCAAGAACUCUGCUGUGAAACCACUCUGAGAAUGUUUCCAAGUGAGAGUCACUUUCUUGACCCUCGACAGAAGCUAGACAACACUGAAGAACCUUAAUGGACAGUGUACCCAUGCUUGAUCUGUCUCACACCAGACUUCCUCAUAGUAAAAAAGAAAAAAAAACAAAACAAAACAAAAAAUCUUUAAGAAAUCACGUAGCUAUUUAGUUACAUGCACAGAUGCAAUAUUUUCUUCAGAAAUAUAACUCUGUACAAACUUUGGGCCCGAUUCAUAAGAAAGAAGUUUGCUAUUAACACGGGAUUUUAAAAGUAUGUUCUCUCUCUCUCUCUCUCUCUCUCUCUUUCUCUCUCAAUUUACAUUUGAAACCAUUUGCUUCCCAAAUUGAGUAUUUCUUUUCUUUAAUUUUCCCCCUGAACCAGCACCCAUCUGCCUUUCAUUCUCCCAAGGGUUGCAUUAAUAAAAUUGGAGGGAUACUCUAUGGGAACUGGAACCCAGUGGGGCUCACAGGCUAAGGGUAACUUUAGUAUAGGAGUACAGCACAUGGAUGCACCCCUUCUGUGUGUCAGGCAUCCUACACGUGGACUCACUGUGCUGUUUGGGCUGAAACACUAACUUUGUAAAAUGUGUCUGGACCACAAGAGUAUACAGGAGAAGUGCUACCUCUGAUCUAACUAGAGCAAGUUGAUGGCAGAAAGUAUCACAAACUUUAAAAUGUGAAGUUUCCUGUCUCUCCAGUGGUUUCAAAGGCAAGUGGUGUCCAAGAAACAGACCAUUCUUCCUGUUCUUCAACACUCAGCUUUUCAAAGAGCCUAAAGCUUGUUUGCUCUUUGUUUUGACUGCAAAUUGUAUUGCUUUUGUUUUCUGGGUCUUUGUUUUUGUUUUUGUUUUUUUCUUGGCCAUGGUCUGUAAAUUUGCUUUUUUUCUUUUUUAACCUGUUAUUGUCCGCUAAAGGUCUUAGGCAUCUGGCCAUGUCAGGAUGCCGUGAAGGAGCCUCCAGCUCUCUUCUCCUUCAGACCAUUGUCUCUCCACUGAACUUGGCUGCCUCGCCACCGAGGUGCCAGCCAGACCAGAGGAGUGUCAUCAGGUCCCAGCAGGUCCCAGCAGGUCCCAACAGGUCCCAGCAGGUCUUUAGGAAGACUGUCAAGGCCAGGCCAGGUCCAUGGUUCCUUUUCUGCUUCUCCCACAUACCUUUCCCAUCAUCACACACAGGAAAAAAAAAAAUGUCUGCUCAGAGUGCCUCUGUUUUCUUUUUAAAUUGUGGGGGGAAGGAUUAAAAACUUCAAAUGAUGGAAAACGAGAUCUCUUGUGAAACGAAACGCCCCGUGUUAAUAACUUGGUCUGAAAUUGUUUUUAUGAGCCGGGCCCCCUGUGCCUCUAGCAUAUUUGUAUUGACUCUCAUAGUUACCCUUUUUGUUUACUGUGUUCUGUGAAAACUUGUAAUUGGUUGAGAAUCACUGUGGGCGUCCAUUCUUAUCAACUAAAUCUCCACAGGGUUUUUGAGCUGGUGUGGAUUAGUUUAACUCUUGUAUUCAACCAUUAGUGCUACCACCUUCUCACAUUACAAUACAAUUACUGGAAGCAAGUACUGCAUUUCCUAUGCAACAAAAAAGGAAAAAUAAAAAAAAAAUUGCUAAUGCUA